Gilbertella persicaria is the source of this 2458-nucleotide messenger RNA. RefSeq names its product OPT family small oligopeptide transporter. The record is from RefSeq and is a predicted model, not a curated record. NCBI's taxonomy places the organism in Eukaryota, Fungi, Mucoromycota, Mucoromycetes, Mucorales, Choanephoraceae. Gene Ontology annotation, molecular function: oligopeptide transmembrane transporter activity. The transcript has 5 exons. Gene Ontology annotation, biological process: transmembrane transport. The coding region runs from base 140 to 2389 and encodes 749 amino acids.
AACCAGGCAGGUAGUACACAAAUCAAGCAGUUCUAAAUGAUACAAGCUGACAGGUUUAUCUCACUUUUUUCUUUUCUCUCUGUUUUUGUUUGUAUAAAAAAGCUCCUAUUUUACUUGUUUGUUUAAUCAACGAUUGACUAUGACACAACAAAUCUCUGAAAAAGUUGUGACAGAAUCAGAUCACAAAGAAGACGCUUGGGUCAAAGAUUACAGAGAGAAAAACCUAGACCAAGAAAGCAAAUCCAGUGAUGAGAAUAUAUUCUCUUAUAAGAAUGAAGAAGAUCUCGAUAUGGCCAUCAUUAACGAUGUGGCUAUUACGGAUGAUGAUCCCACAUUAAGGGCCGCAACCUUUCGUUCCGUAAUUGUUGGUUGUAUUCUUGCCGCAUUGAGUGCGUCUGUCCAUCAAGUCAUGUCAUUCAAGCCUGUGGGUAUUCCUCUGACAAACACAUUCAUGUUAAUUAUUGCAUAUCUUGUAUGCACAACAUGGGCUCGUGUACUUCCUCAGGGGGGUUGGUUAAAUCCUGGACCAUUCAAUGUCAAAGAACACACUUGUAUCUAUGUAGCAGUUUCUGCUGCCAAUGCAAGUGCUUAUGCAACUUAUAUCUUAUCUGCUCAGCAACUUUAUUACACUGAUACCCCUGGUGCAGCCGGUCAGAUCUUCCUUUUGCUUGGCUCACAAAUGGUUGGUUACGGGAUUGCUGGCAAUCUUCGCAAAUUCUUGGUAUAUGCGCCCAACAUGACCUGGCCUACAACUUUACCCGUUGUUUCUUUACUCAAGACAUUCAAUGCUGAUAAGCAAGAAUCCAAAUGGCGUACAAAGUUCUUUUUCAUUAUUUUCAGUGCUGUUUUUGUAUAUGAAUUCAUUCCUCAAUAUAUGUUUCCCAUGUUGGGUGGUAUUUCUAUCGUCUGUCUUGCUAGAAAUGACAGCGCCUGGGUUCAACGUCUUUUUGGUGGUCUUGGAACAAACGAAGGAUUGGGUAUCUUCCAAUUCAGUUUUGACUGGAACUUGUUAUCAAACUACACACCUUUAGUCAUUCCUCUCUGGAUUCAAUUGAACGUCUAUUUUGGUGUCUUGUUGCUUUGGAUCAUUGCUCCUAUUUGUUAUUAUUACAACGUAUGGGACGCACAAAAGUUUCCCUUUUUAUCGCUUUCACUUUACCAACUCCAUGAAAAUGGUACAGUCAAUACAUACCCUCAAAAAGAUGUAUUGAACGCCGAUAAUUCUUUGAACGAAACACUAUUGGAACAAGUAGGCAGACCUCAUUUCACUAUGGUUAACGCUUUGAACUAUGUUGUCAUCAAUUUUGGUAUUACUGCCACUAUUACUCAUGUUGCUCUCUUCUAUGGUAAAGAAAUCGUCGCUGCUUUCCGCAACACAAAGAACUCUUUCAAGGCUCAAACUGAAUCUGAAGAUAUUCAUAUGAAGUUAAUGAGAGCUUAUUCUGAGGUCCCUGACUGGUGGUAUGGUCUCAUUUAUAUUGCCGGUAUUGGUCUCAACAUUGGUAUUGCUUAUGCCAAUAAAAGUCAAUUGCCUUGGUGGGGGGUUAUUUUUGCUAUUGUAUUAGCUAGUAUUUUGUCUUUACCGCUCAAUAUGAUUGCUGCUGUUACAGGCUAUGGCUUUGGUUUGAACGUAGUUACUGAAAUGGUUUGUGGUUUUGUGUUGCCUGGAUAUCCCAUUGCCAACAUGUACUUCAAGACCUUGGGUUAUACCACCAAGAACCAAGCUGGUAUUUUGGCCCAAGAUUUGAAGAUCGGUCACUACCUCAAAGUUCCUCCACGAAUGACAUUUUUAUACCAAGUUCUCGGUACAGUGAUUGGUUGUAUCUUCAACUAUAUCGUGAACAACAGUAUCACUACAUCAAAACGUGAUGUUCUUUUGCAAACAGGUAGUCAAUUCUGGAGUGGUAGUUCACCUCAACAAAUCAAUUCUGCAGCCAUCACCUGGGGUGCUAUUGGUCCUAUGGCUAUGUUUGGUCCAGGUACUGAAUACUACAUCUUUUUAUGGGCCUUCAUCAUUGGUUUUGUCUUACCUGUUCCUGGUUAUUUACUGCACAAGAAAUGGCCUAAUGCUGGUUUCAAUUAUAUCAAUGUACCCAUGAUCUUACAUGGUUUCUCUCUCAUGCCCGGUAGUAAUACUUCUUGGAUCAUGGUUUCUUUUAUCAUUGUCUUGGUUUCUCAAGGCUACAUUAAGCGUCGUUAUAGUGCCUGGUUUGCCAAGCAUAAUUACUUAAUAUCUGCUGCCUUAGAUUCAGGUACUUCACUCAUGGUCUUCUUCAUCUCUAUGGCCUUGUACGGUGGUGCCAAUGGUAUUUCCUACGACUUCCCUACUUGGUGGGGGAACAGAAACGACAUCAAGUAUAUGGAUCAAUGUUGUAUGCACUGUUCAUAAUUUUUGUAUUAUAUUGUACACUUUAUCUCAAUACCACAUUUAACAUGUAAUAAUAAUCAUAAUCACAGC